This is a messenger RNA of Daldinia vernicosa, 1614 nucleotides long. Its product is annotated as tannase and feruloyl esterase. The coding region runs from base 1 to 1614 and encodes 537 amino acids. The transcript is spliced from 4 exons. NCBI's taxonomy places the organism in Eukaryota, Fungi, Ascomycota, Sordariomycetes, Xylariales, Hypoxylaceae. The record is from RefSeq and is a predicted model, not a curated record.
AUGGCUCCGGGUUCCCUCAUAAACGCCUGUGUUCCAAGCACCUUUGCUCCUACAGUCUUCGGCGCGGAAAUACUUACAGUUUCGGCGUCUCUAGUAACGAACUACAGCCUCGAUAUCCCGGAAGGCUAUCGAUUUACGGCGCCACCGCUCAAAGUCGAACGAGCCCGCUUCUGCAAUGUCACGGUUGCUUAUACCCACCCCGGAUACGAUGACGAGAUAUAUGUGGAAGCAUGGCUUCCCAUCGACAACUGGAACGGACGUUUUCAGGCAGUAGGAGGCGGCGGAUGGGCGGCAGGUCGAAUAGAUCUAUCAUACAUGAGCUUAGCAGGAGCCAUGCAGGAUGGAUAUGCCUCUAUUACCACGGACGGUGGACUGGGAAGCGCCAGUGAUCCAUUGCCUUGGGCCUUGACUAGCCCUGGGAAUAUAGAUUGGUUCCUACUAGAGGAUUUUGCUUCUAAGAGCCUAAACGACGAGGCAAUCAUCGGAAAGUCUCUCGUGGAAAGUUUCUACGGCCAGCCUCCGAAAUAUUCUUAUUUUAAUGGAUGCUCACAGGGCGGCCGGCAGGGCUUCAUGCUCGCUCAAAGGUUUCCAAAGGCCUACGAUGGCAUUUCUGCGGGCGCACCGGCAAUAUACUGGUCAGAUGUGAUGCUGAAUAGCUUUUGGCCAGAGCAAGUUAUGCGAAUGAUGAAAGAAUACCCUCAUUGGUGCGAACUGGAUGCCAUCACCGCCGCAGCAGUAUCUAAAUGUGACGGAUUAGACGGUGUAGUAGAUGGCAUCAUCGCGAACGUAGAUGAGUGCAGGAAGCUUUUUAGUCCGUUUGACCUCGUCGGUACGACUAUUGCUUGCGAUGAUACGACAAAGAAUAUCACCAAGGCGGCGGCGAAAGUAGCCAAGGCAGCAUGGGUAGGCAUAGUAUCCUCAACAGGAGAGCAUCUCUGGCAUGGAAUCAACCCGGGAAGUGAUCUGACCUGUCAUUCGCCCAACACAAAAAUCCCAAAUUGCGUUGCAGCUACGGAUUGUUCCAAUGGCAAUUGUACCAUGGAACACUCUAAUCCUUUGGGGUGGUAUUGGUUGACCUUGUUUAUCGCGAAAGAUCCCGACUUCGACCUCUCUAACAUCACCUUGGAUGAGUUCUCGAGCUUCCUACAUGCAAGUAGGCAACAGUACGGCUCCAUCAUCGAUACACAAGACCCCGAUCUUUCCGAGUUUAAGAAGGCUGGAGGGAAGAUGGUAUCUUUUCACGGACUGGCCGACAUUAUCGUACCACCUAAAGGCACCGAGCAAUACUACCAAGAAGUCUCCAAGAAUGUUGACAACGUCGGUGAAUUCUUUCGCUAUUUCGAGAGUCCCGGUCUCGGACACUGCUUGGGCGGUCCCGGCCAACCAGACUCCCUCUUCGCGCAGCUUCAGGCAUGGGUAGAAGAUGGAAUUGCGCCCGACAGUUCGCCAGUUUCGUUUUCCAAUUCCAAGGGCGAGACUCAAAAUAGAAUUAUUUGCCCAUGGCCACGAAAAGCCCAGUACGAUUCAAGUUGUGGAAAUGCUGCUAAGGCGAAGUGCUGGAGUUGCGUGGCACAAGUCACUCCCGAAUCUAACAUCCAGCAAGAGGAGCUAUAA